AAUGCACGUUCAAUGAAAAAUAAUUCGCCAUCAAUUGCAAAUGGAACGGUGACAUAAAUGAAUUGCACAAACUGAGACGCGCUUGAAUUCGACGAAGACUCGCGCAGCAUAGCCCAAAACAGUAGAAUAGUGUAGAGAACGCAACAACAUCAGCAGCAGAAGCGAAAACAAAAGCAUGAGCUGAGACUGGACAAACAAACACAUUGAAAAGAUUAUUUCAAGGCAACGCUGCUCAACGCAGGGGAAAGAAACUUCAAGCAAGCAAUAAUAACAGAGCAGCAUUCUCAUUCCCUCACCCCCCAAAACGAUACUUGACUGCAAACGAAUAACAGGAACAGCAGCAGCAACAACAACAACAGCAGCAGCAGAAGCGUCCCCAGCAUCAUCAUCAUAAAUAGCAGCAGCAGCGGUAACAGCAACUGUAACAACAGCAGUAACAGCAACUGUUACAUCAACAAACUACAAAACCAACAACAACAAAUAUGAGCACAGUGUUUAUAAACUCACGCAAGAGCCCCAAUGUGCUAAAGAAACAGGGCACAGACCAAUGGGUCAAGCUGAAUGUGGGUGGCACCUACUUUUUAACCACCAAAACGACGCUUUCCCGUGACCCCAAUUCGUUUCUUUCGCGUCUUAUACAAGAGGACUGUGAUUUGAUAUCAGAUCGGGAUGAGACGGGUGCAUAUCUAAUUGAUCGAGAUCCAAAGUAUUUUGCGCCGGUGCUGAACUAUUUGCGGCAUGGCAAACUCGUCCUGGACGGCGUCUCGGAGGAGGGGGUGCUGGAAGAGGCCGAGUUCUACAAUGUGACGCAGUUGAUCGCCUUGGUUAAGGAGUGCAUCAGCCACAGAGAUCAGCGACCUCAUGCGGAUAAGAAGCGCGUUUAUCGCGUGCUGCAGUGUCGCGAACAGGAACUCACCCAGAUGAUCUCAACACUGUCGGAUGGCUGGCGUUUCGAGCAGCUGAUUAGCGUCGGCAUGCAAUACUCGAAUUACGGUCCGUUCGAAAACAACGAGUUCCUCUGCGUCGUCUCCAAGGAGUGCGGCUCGACAGUUGGACGCGAACUGGAGCUCAACGAUCGCGCCAAGGUGUUGCAGCAGAAAGGAUCACGAAUUCUUGGAAUUUAAAAUGCUUUCACUUAGAGCGCGUGAACCAAACACCCCCAACCAAAAAAGUAAUUCCCAUCAUCAAACACCAAGUUCAAAGAAAACAACAACAUCAACAACAAUUAACACAACAAUCAAGCACAACAUGCAUAACAAGUAAAUCAACAACAACAACAACAAGAACAACAAUAUUUGAGAUCCUUUUUCCAAAGGUUCUGCUGCUGUCAAUUGGAAUUGAGGCAAGCGCUCAAUCAGUCAGUCUCUCAGUCUGUCAAUAUACACGUAUAUGUUAAUCACAUCAAUUUGGUAGCCAGCAAGCAUUAACCCUUACGUAAGUUUUUCACAAUGCAAUUGAAAACUUUUUCUUUUCUUUAAUUUUUUGUUGCAUUAUUUUGAAAGGGGGUAGACAUAUACUUUAAUUAUUAAAUCAAUUUUUAAGUGCAAAAUA
Messenger RNA from Drosophila grimshawi, 1551 nucleotides. It is a transcript of the gene inc, whose product is annotated as BTB/POZ domain-containing protein KCTD5. Gene Ontology annotation, cellular component: cytoplasm; Cul3-RING ubiquitin ligase complex. Gene Ontology annotation, molecular function: cullin family protein binding. The coding region runs from base 483 to 1124 and encodes 213 amino acids. The record is from RefSeq and is a predicted model, not a curated record. Gene Ontology annotation, biological process: protein homooligomerization; proteasome-mediated ubiquitin-dependent protein catabolic process. NCBI's taxonomy places the organism in Eukaryota, Metazoa, Arthropoda, Insecta, Diptera, Drosophilidae. The transcript has 6 exons.